This is a messenger RNA of Trichophyton rubrum CBS 118892, 486 nucleotides long. RefSeq lists its product as uncharacterized. Gene Ontology annotation, biological process: mitotic cytokinesis; actin filament organization. The transcript has 3 exons. Bases 1 to 486 code for a protein of 161 amino acids. NCBI's taxonomy places the organism in Eukaryota, Fungi, Ascomycota, Eurotiomycetes, Onygenales, Arthrodermataceae. The record is from RefSeq and is a predicted model, not a curated record. Gene Ontology annotation, cellular component: actomyosin contractile ring; actin filament. Gene Ontology annotation, molecular function: actin filament binding.
AUGGACGGCAUCAAGCGGAAAAUCGAUAACAUGCGUCAGGAGAUCGAGGAUGGCCAGUCAAAGAUCGAAGAACAAAAGGCCCGCAUUAAAGAUUUAGAGCAAGAAAACCUAGCCAAAGAACAAGAGGUAACCUCUCUCACCCACCGGAACCAGCUACUUGAGCAGCGGGUAGAGACUCUCGAAGUCACCCUCAAGGAGGCCAAGGCCAAAGCGAGCGAGGCGGCUCAAGACAGUUCACAGAAUGAGGCCCUGCAGCGCCGUAUACAACUCAUGGAGGAAGAGGCCGAGCAGACCGACAAGACCCUCAGAGAAACCAACGAGAAGCUACGCCAAACGGACGUCAAGGCCGGACACUUCGAACGCAAAGUCCAGGCUCUCGAGGCCACACGCGAGCAAUGGGAGACCAAGUACGAGGAGAUGUCGAAGCAGUACGCUGCUGUCAAGGAGGAGCUCAAGGAGCUGGAACGGUCUAUCAGCGAUGUCUAG